UAAUUGGCCAAAGGUGUACACUGGGAAAACACUAAAAGGAAAGAACACGGUGAUUUGCAGCACAGAUUAUGAACGGUGACGCAAAACAAGUGGUGCGGGGACUGCAAACUGGGCUUCCCUUUGGGAUGUUGAAAGCUCUCGGCCAAGGAAAGGCGAAGCGAGACCAUGGGCCAAGAUGAAGCCCAUGGAGGCCUAAGCUACCAAUUCUUAUCAUCGAAGACUUGAUCAACAGCCGCAUCAUGGAUGAUGGGAAGGUGAAGUGUGUUCGGUUGAUCAGCAUUUUCGUGGUGACCGGUUUCCUGUGCGUCGCACUGUUCCUGCGAUUCGUCUGGGAAAACCCGAUCUCAGACACCUUGAUAAUCUUGCUGUCGGUGCUGCUCCUCUGCUGCCUGGUCGAAUGGUGCUGGAAACCUACCCUGUUCCUGAAGUGCUCCUCCGACAACGGUCCAACAGACGACGACGCCGUUCCGAUCGAACCGAAUACGCCUUUGGUUUACGCGGAAGAACCACCUUCGUAUGACCAAGUCAUCCUACAAGAUCGUCAGUCGAGUCUGCUCUCUCUGGCAGAAUUGCAAGGCUCGACACAACUUCAAGGCUCUGUGCCGGGACAUGAACCCCAAACUGAGGAGGGGGCGAGUGAGGUCCACAGCUCAGGUCACGGGGUUCCUCCAGCAUAUUCGCCGUACUUUGUAGCGGACGAAAUCCAGCUGUCAGUAGAUGGACUGCCUAGUUAUAAUGACGCUGUUGCUUCGAUGCAGGAGACUACACGUCACAGAUCGGAAUCCAAUUCUAAUAACGGAUACUCAGUAUUCAUAUAGUGUUGUGAUUUUGAUGUAAAAGCUUGAACUUAUGCUUUAAAAGGGAUAAGUAAUAAUCUGUGAGUGUUGCUUUUUAACUAGUAAAAAUGAUAGACAGAAUGAUUAAUCUGCCUAAAGAGGGUCAUUUUUAAAGCCUAGAUCAGGCAUAAAUGAUAUAUUAAAUGAGCAAUACAACGAAUGCAACAAGCUUUUUCAGAAGCCCUCCAAAUGUUCACUUUUAUGCAACUUUAUUUCACACCAAAUUCAAUACACAGGAAAUAAGAACUAGAAUAUAAGGAACGAUAAAACUUGAAA
Messenger RNA from Penaeus monodon (black tiger shrimp), 1112 nucleotides. RefSeq lists its product as uncharacterized. NCBI's taxonomy places the organism in Eukaryota, Metazoa, Arthropoda, Malacostraca, Decapoda, Penaeidae. The record is from RefSeq and is a predicted model, not a curated record.